AUGGCAAAGAACAGAGUAGCGCCACUAAAGACAUUAACCCUACCCCAACUUGAACUGAUGGCAGCAUUGAUUGGAGCAAGACUUUCAUCCCACCUACAAAAGUCCAUACCCCCACAGAAAGUGACAUUUUGGUCAGACAGCCAGAUUGUACUCCACUGGCUAACUACAUCCAAAUCAUUGAAACGCUUUGUCCAAAACCGAGUAGACGAAAUCCACCAGCUAACAGAUCAAUCACCAUGGAGGUAUUGCCCCACCCAUGAAAACCCAGCAGAUUUACUGACACGUGGUGUAUCAGCAGAUACCUACCUUGACAACCAGUUAUGGAACGCCGGUCCGACAUGGUUACCUCACUCAGAAGAAUGGCCUACUUGGAAAUACGACCAGUCAAUCCUGCAGAAGACAUCCGAAAGUGAAGACACGAGUUCUCAGCAGGCGACAAAUGUGGUAACGUUAAAUUGCACGGAGAUCACGGGCGUUCAUAGAGCCAUCAACAUAGAGAAGUACAGUACUUACCUGAAAUUACUUCGCGUCACCGCUUAUGUACACAGAUUCAUCCGCAACUGCAGAAGACCAAGAGAUGAAAGACUAACCAACAGCUUGUCAGCAACAGAACUAAAAGAGGCAGAAGUUAAAUGGCUGAGAUCGUGUCAAACAACCAACUUUCAAGAUGAAGUAGAAAAUCUUCAAUCAAACAGUACCCGUUUACCGCUUGUUAAGCAACUUAGAUUGUACCUGGACCAGCAAGGAUUACUUCGUUGUGGUGGUAGAAUUCAUAACGCCCCCUUGGAGUAUGAUGUCAAAUUUCCCUACCUCUUACCAAAGAAACAUGUCCUGACCAAAUUGAUUGUGUUCGAUGACCACAAGAACCAACUUCAUUCCGGAGUUAACAGCACCAUUACACAGAUCAGACAGAAGUACUGGAUACCAUCCAUCCGCCAGUGUGUAAGAUCGUUACUAAUGACAUGUAUACAGUGUACCAGAGUAACCGGAAGACCCUAUGCAGCACCAGACCCACCUCCCCUCCCCAAAGUCAGAGUAAGCGAAGCCCCACCCUUCAGCGUCACAGGUGUAGAUUUCACUGGCGCAUUAUUUGUAAAGAACGCUACCGGAAGUGAAACGAAAUGCUACAUCUGCCUUUUUACAUGCGCAUCAACAAGAGCCGUCCAUUUGGAAGUUGUACAAGACCUAUCAACCGACUCGUUCCUUCAAGCGUUCCGUAGAUUUGCCAGCCGGAAGUCGUUGCCCAUGGUGAUGAUAUCAGACAAUGCUACGACUUAUAUUGCUGCUGCUAAUCACCUUAAGAAGCUAUUCAACUCCCAAGUCGUACAAGAGGAGCUCAGCAGAAAGGGAACAGAGUGGCGAUUUAUUCCCAAACGUGCACCAUGGUACGGUGUUUUUUAG
This is a messenger RNA of Dreissena polymorpha, 1401 nucleotides long. RefSeq lists its product as uncharacterized. Gene Ontology annotation, molecular function: nucleic acid binding. NCBI's taxonomy places the organism in Eukaryota, Metazoa, Mollusca, Bivalvia, Myida, Dreissenidae. The coding region runs from base 1 to 1401 and encodes 466 amino acids. The record is from RefSeq and is a predicted model, not a curated record. The transcript has a single exon.